Aegilops tauschii subsp. strangulata is the source of this 1148-nucleotide messenger RNA. Its product is annotated as bidirectional sugar transporter SWEET17. Gene Ontology annotation, molecular function: sugar transmembrane transporter activity. The record is from RefSeq and is a predicted model, not a curated record. Gene Ontology annotation, cellular component: membrane. Lineage: Eukaryota; Viridiplantae; Streptophyta; Magnoliopsida; Poales; Poaceae. Gene Ontology annotation, biological process: carbohydrate transport.
CGCCUGUCCCUCUCAUCCAGCAGCGCAGGCUCGAUCGUGCAGUGUUUUCUCCGCAUUAAGUACGAUGGACGUCCUCCUAGUUUGGAGAUCAUCGUCCUUUAAUUUCGACCUCCACAUUAAGUUUGAUGCACCUCUUCUUCAUCCUCCCUUCCACCGGGUUUCUCGGCUGGCAGCUGCGCGCCAUGAACUCCACUCUCUUCAUCAUCGGCGUCAUAGGGAACAUUAUCUCGGUUCUGGUCUUCGUUUCUCCCAUCCCGACAUUCUGGAGGAUCGUGAGGAGCAGGUCAACGGAAGACUUCGAGGCGGCGCCGUACGUCCUCACGUUGCUCAACACGCUGCUAUGGCUCUACUACGGCCUCACCAAGCCUGACGGCCUGCUCAUCGCCACCGUCAAUGGCUUCGGCGCUGUCAUGGAGACCAUCUAUAUCGUCCUCUUCCUCGUCUACGCCGCCGAUCAUGCCAAAAGGGUUAAAACCGCAAAGUUGGUGGCAGCUUUGGACAUCGGGUUUUUUGGGGCCGUGUUCGCGGCCACAACAUUCUUCAUUGGUGGGCUUGACAUGAAAAUCGUGGUCAUUGGAUUGAUAUGUGCUUGCCUUAGCGUGUUCAUGUACGGGUCCCCACUCGCCGCCGUGAGAAGGGUGAUCGCCUCGAGGAGCGUGGAGUACAUGCCCUUCUUCCUCUCCUUCUUCCUCUUCCUCAACGGAGGCGUCUGGGCCACGUAUGCCAUACUCGACAGAGAUGUCUUCCUCGGGGUCCCAAAUGGGAUAGGCUGCUUCUUGGGAGGCAUCCAGCUGGUUAUCUACGCGGUAUACAGGAACAGUAAGGUCGGCUGUCAGUCUCAGGGCACUCAUGAAGCAUCAUAUGAUGCUUCGACAUCUCUUCUGUCCUCCUAUGCCGGCAGACAUGGCCAAAACGAUGUAUCCACUCACGUUUAGUGAUUUCGAACGAUGUGCCGAAUAUUACUACUAUAGUGAUUGUGUAAAAUUAGUAGAGUGAAGUCCAAUUUUUACCUCUCUACUUGAUAUUUGUAAAGCUAGCUAGUUAUCCCAUUUAUCAGUUUUCAUCCGAAUACCCUAUUUAACAAAAGUUUCGCAAGUUUGUAUCCCAAUUACCGAAAGUUUUCCCUGUUUUUGUCCCAUUAAAAUUUA